Messenger RNA from Nakaseomyces glabratus, 378 nucleotides. RefSeq names its product Ran GTPase-binding protein NTF2 (gene NTF2). Lineage: Eukaryota; Fungi; Ascomycota; Saccharomycetes; Saccharomycetales; Saccharomycetaceae. Gene Ontology annotation, cellular component: nuclear pore central transport channel. Gene Ontology annotation, biological process: protein import into nucleus. Gene Ontology annotation, molecular function: nuclear import signal receptor activity. The record is from RefSeq and is a predicted model, not a curated record.
AUGUCUAUGGAUUUUAACGCUUUGGCUCAGCAAUUUACUGAAUUUUACUAUAACCAAUUUGACUCUGACAGAAGUCAAUUGGGUAACUUGUACAGAGAUGAGUCCAUGUUGACUUUUGAGACCAGUCAGCUACAAGGUGCCAAGAGCAUCGUUGAAAAGUUGGUUUCUUUGCCAUUCCAAAAAGUUGCUCACAGAAUCACUACAUUGGAUGCUCAACCAGCUUCUCCAAAUGGUGACGUUCUAGUUAUGAUCACAGGUGAUUUGUUGAUUGAUGAUGAGCAAAACCCACAACGUUUCUCUCAAGUUUUCCACUUGAUACCAGAUGGUAACUCUUACUAUGUCUUCAACGACAUUUUCCGUUUGAACUACUCUGCUUAA